Paramisgurnus dabryanus is the source of this 3507-nucleotide messenger RNA. RefSeq lists its product as uncharacterized. Gene Ontology annotation, molecular function: nucleic acid binding; zinc ion binding. The record is from RefSeq and is a predicted model, not a curated record. Lineage: Eukaryota; Metazoa; Chordata; Actinopteri; Cypriniformes; Cobitidae.
GAAAAAGUGUAUUUCUUGUUUAAUAUUUUUGUUACCUUUUAAAAGUAUUUAUUUGUUUGUUACAAAUGUUGUUUAAUAAUUGAAUGUUUAUUUGAGUAUUUGUAUUUUAUCUUCUUAACAAUUGCCAAUAGUGACACCUACUGGUGAAAAUAUGUAGCAUUGUACGUAUGUAGGUCACGUGUUUUUGAUAAGCUGCAUUGAACAUUGGGAAAGCACGAGGUGAUCACACGAACGGAGAAGUGUAAGAUCGAAAGAAGUGUAAGAUUAAUAAGAUUGUUUGUUAAGAAGAUCUCUAAUGUCUCCUGAAUCUUGAUUGGAAAGCACACGUUUUUCACGGUGCACCGUCGAUGUUUGUGAUGACAAGGGGACAGACAUUAAAACUGAAAAUCUGAAUCUGAAGGCAUCAGUUGAAGCGUGUUUAUUUUCUAGUCGAGGAGAAAAACUUCAGGAGCCGUUAUAGUGAAAAACGUGCAUUCACACCCUCUAAAAAAGUGCAAGAAUUCAUCUGGAAAAAUGAAGAGUUGUCAGCCCUCGUGGUGAUCGAGUUGACCCGGUGGAAAUUAGCAGCCAUCAGUGGAGGUGAAGAUGUCGUCAUUCAAGGGAGCAACGCGAUUUUGUCGUAUUGAAACUCCAUCUUGCUUUUCGCGUGACUGAAUUCCUUUCUGUGUAGAAGAGCUGCGCAAGAAGACAUGGUGCAGUGACAAUCGAUAGCCACAAGGCGGCGACGUUGCAAAGUUUUUGACAAUUCAGUCAUCAAUAAGAGUUGAUACCCUUGGAUUUGGAGGUCAGACUGUAUUUUUUCAGCUUGAAAUUUUAAUUUCUUGGUUGAUGUUGCAUUCACAUUUAUUUAAAUUGAAAUUGUAUGCAAAUGGUUGAAAAAAGCUUUUGCAUUUAAGACUUUUCUGAGUUGAGAUAAAUGUGUAACUUGUUUAAUAAUUGACAUUGUACAAUUUCAAUGUGUUAAAACAGCUGGCUAUUUGGGUUUAAAGGUGAAUAUAUUGUGGUUUAGACCAAGUUACCAACAUGGAUGUAAAUAGAUCAGACAGUCUCUUAGACCAAGUCAUUCAAGCUCUUGAAGAUGAAAAAGCGCAAUUAGAGGGGAAAUUAGAAACUGAAAUUGAUGUCUCAGAAAGACAAAAUUAUGAAGAACGCCUUGCAGAAAUUAAUGCAGAUUUGCAAGCUAAUAAGACAAAACUUCAAGGGUCAUCAUCACAAGUUGAGCAAGAAGUUAGGCGUUCAGAAAGAGAAAGACGUCCAACAGAAAAAAUGCUUGAGUUAAGAUGUGAUGAGUUAGCAAAAAGAGAAAGGAAGUUUAUGUUCACAUACUUAAACUUUAAAGCUGAAGCUCAGUUUAUCAGAUCUAAACUAAAAGAACAAUGCUCUAAAACUGAGUUAGGUGAUAUGAUAGUGACUGCAGAAAAACGUGAAGCAGAGUUAAAACAAACCUAUGAGAGUAUUCGUGCAAUGAACGUCCCAUCUCAAGAUAUAAGAAGAAAAAUGGAUAGCUGCACUUCAGUGACUAGUGAAGUAACCGCACUGCUGAAAAGACGUUGCACAGAAGUUGACACUAAAGAGUUUGAUGCGGAGGCUGUAAAAGAAACACUCCUCCAGUUACUGCAAAGAGAUGACGCCAAGUCAAUUUAUGGUUCAACUGUGUCGAGAGCUGAAAAAGAAAGUCAGCAGGGAAGUCAUGUGUCAGUAAAACGAGCGGAAGCAGCGGCUCGCUUAGCUGCAAAACGUGCUGAACUAAAUCGAGAAAAAGAAAUCUCAGCUCAAAGAAAAGAGGUGCUAGCCCAACAAGAGAGGUUAAAAAUGCUGGAGGAACAAAGGGAUCUUGAAGUCAUGGAAGCUGAAUAUAGUGUGUACGCAGAAGAGGAAUCAAGAUUGAACGCUGAAAUAGGAGAUACAAAAGAAAAAUGUGCUUUGCCUCCAUGUCAGCAUCCGCUGCAACACAAUAGCCAUUCAUGCACCAAGGUUUCAAACUUUCAACCUUUAGCUCAACCGUGCUCUGAAAAUAAGCUAGAGACUAAAGUAGAUGAGGUUGAAUUAGUGAAAGCACUAACAGAAUCCCUGGCAAUGACCAAACUUCCAGCUCCAGAGCCAUUCACCUUUACAGGUGACCCACUCAAGUUCAUUGAAUGGCGCACUUGUUUUAAAGCUUUGAUUGAAACAAACUGCACAACUUCAGCACAUAGGCUCUUCUAUCUAAAAAAGUACAUAAGUGGAGAUGCUCUAAGUGUACUAGAGGGAACAUUUUAUAGGAGUGAUGAAGAUGCAUACACGCAAGCUUGGGAUGCCCUGAAUAAACGCUAUGGACAUUCUUUUGUAGUUCAAAGAGCAUUUAGGACAAAGCUGAGUAACUGGCCAAAAAUUGGACCUAAAGAUUCACUGAAAUUAAGGGAGUUUAGUGAUUUCCUUAUCUCCUGUAAAAAUGCAAUGCCUCAUGUACAUGGUUUGGGAGUUUUGGACGAUUGUGAAGAGAACCAGAAAUUGCUUCAGAAACUUCCUGACUUUAUAACAACUCGCUGGAAUAGGCAUGUCAGUAAAGCACUCGAUGAUGAAAAGCCAUACCCAAGUUUUGCUGAGUUUUCAGACUUUGUGGCAGAAGAGGCACGUAUUGCAUGUAAUCCUGUUUCCUCUCUACAUGCAUUAAAACAUGCAGAUGAAAGGUUAGGAAAGGAGCAAAAACGUUUCAAAGCCAGUGCUCUAUUGCAAAAUGUUAAACCCAUUGCAAAGAACUUUAAUGCAUUGGAAAGAGAAACCAGUACCAAACUCAACCCUUCUGCUACUCAAGAUAAAAGACAACUAGAAUGUGUCUGCUGUAAGCAAAAUCACUUUAUAUACAAAUGUGAAAAGUUUGCGGCAAUGCCUCUUGAGGAGAAGAAAAGGUUUGUCAUCAACAACAAGAUGUGCUUUGGUUGUCUCAGAGUCGGCCAUAUCUCCAAAAACUGUAGAAAGCGAGCAACUUGCAACAUCUGCAGGCAAAGUCAUCCCUCUCCACUUCAUGAAGAACGUUUUCAAGGAGGAAAACCAGAAGCUUCAUCUGAUGAAAAGGCUUCCAUUAGCUUAUGUAGUGUGGGAAUGGACAACUAUAAUCGCACUUCAAUGAUUGUUCCAGUGUGGCUCUCUUGUGCAACAAAGGACAGCCCAGAAAUUCUAGCCUACGCAUUGCUGGACACGCAGAGCAGUAAUACAUUCAUCAAUCAGGACAUCUGCGACAAACUUCAAGUACACACAGAACCUGUAAAAUUAAAGCUGUCCACAAUGACUGAUCGAGCUACGAUAGAGGAUUGUCAGAGAGUAGAUGGGCUAAGAGUGAGAGGCUAUAGUUUGCAAGAGUACAUUGAGUUGCCACCAGUUUACACUCGAGACUACAUUCCCUUGGAACGAGAUAGCAUUCCUACUUGCAAAAAAGCUCAGAAAUUGACCCACCUUGCUCAGUGUUGCAGACAAACUGCCAGAUUUAUUGGAUUGUCCUGUAGGGCUUCUAAUUGGCUAUGAUUGCCC